AUCCACUGUCUGUAUCCGCAACCUACUCCAUCCUCUCUGCGUCUAUAAAUGUCGGCCUUUCCAUGCCUUGAUUAACUCGCCACUCUCCAUUUUCAUCCUCCUCCUGUUGUUCGAGCAACAGAAGUCCUCAACAGUGCAGUAACUGUCUAUUGUGCCAGUUCGACAUAUUUACUUUUUGGUUCCCGUCGCCAUAGCCCUUAGCUAGGUACUGUAGAUCCUAUAAGCUGUAACAUGUCUGGUCCCCAGCAACAGCCGAUCCCUGCGCCCCCACCCUCUCAAUCGGAGAUUGAAAGGAAGCUCUCCUUCCGCUCUACCGUACCCGCUCGUCCUAUUGACUCUCCUAAGAAACCAAGGAAACUCUCACACACUCUCCCCCAUUCUGCGUUGUCAGGCAAUGAUUCUGACUCUUCGAUCGCAUCUUCCGUGCCAGCUCAGAGCAUUAUUUCUCCUAAUGCUUCUGGCCACCCCACUUCCCCGCUUCUCACCCCGGCUACAACAUCUGUUGGUGGAUUGUCUGCUAUUGCCGAGAACAAGUUUGGUGGCGAUGAAGAAAUUGUCUCGAUGAUGGAGUUGGAGGAUGUAGAGGAAGAAGGCGAAGAGGCCGUUGAAGGCGCGGAGAGCGCGAGUGAAGAUGAAGAAGCCCACGAUGAGCUGCAGAGGGGUAUGGAGGGUCAGAGGGUUGUAAUGAGCGGGUACUUAUACAAGAAGCAAGAAAAGAGAAGGGCUUGGAAAAAGCGAUGGUUCGUCUUGCGUAAUGAAAAGCUGGCAUACUAUAAGGAUGACAAGGAGUAUUCCCUCAAGCGAGUGAUUAACCUUCGCGAGAUCCACACUGUCGCGCCUGUCGUCAUCAAGAAACACCCAAACACUUUCGGCAUUGUUGUGCCUAAGCGUACAUUCUUCGUGAAAGCACCGUCUCCUGCGGAGAUGGACGAGUGGGUUCAUGCAAUUAAUGAGAUGCGUCGAAGGAUUUCGGAGAAGGAAGAAGAGGCAAAGAGGGAUCACCACCCAAAGUCCAUGUCCAUCCCUCGAAACCCACCAACUCUUCACUCCAUCGACACUGUCUCGCCUUCCAACGCAACCUACAUAGGUCCUAUGGUCUCUUCUCCUCAACCCACCGUCUUUUCUCCCUCCAGCCCUAUUGACAACAAUUUGACUUCACGAUUCGCCAAGAUAUCCCUUCCUUCUCGAUCACCAAGUAAUCACACGUUGCAAGGAUCCCAUAUUCCCUCUGGUAUCAGCAGCAUCGCCUCUCGAGGGGUCAGUGGGUCAUCCAAGCGCGAGCCGUCGACCGGAAGUAUAUCCUCUGCCGAUCAUCUUCGCAAUGUACGUCCACCAGUAAGCUCCGAAGAUGAAGAUGAACUCGAAACGCCGGUCGCACCUGCAGACCCGAAAAAAGUAAUUCUGUCGGCGUAUUUGAUGAAGCAGAGCAAAAGAAGGAAGGAUGUGUGGAGAAAGAGAUGGUUUGUAUUGACUUCGUCUGCGCUGGCGUAUUCGAGGAGUCAUAUGGAGACCAAGGCUCAACAAGUCAUCCCCCUUUCAUCCAUCCUCGAUGCUCUUGAAGUCUUGGACACUGCAUCUGACGGAAACGAAUCCGAUCGUCUCUCCGCACAUGGCCACACUCAUCCCGCUCAUUCGAAUUCACACCAUUCUUUCACACAUGCUCAAUCUCCCACCUCAUCCUCACGCCAAUUCAUGCGCGGCCGUUUGGGCUCUAAUUCCACUUCCGCUGAUACACGGCUUUCGAAAGACGAUGAGCACAUCUUCAGGUUGAUCACUGCUAAGCGGACUUUCCAUCUCUGUGCGCCUACGGAGGAAGAUGAAAUCAAGUGGUUGGCAGCGUUCAGGGCUUUGCUUGAACAACAAAGAGGAGAGAGGAGUUCGUCGUUCAAUGUAGGCGGCUCCUCUGCUCAAUCAAGUCAGCAAGCCCAAGCGCAAACACAAGCACAAGCAUUGCCUCAGGGGCAAGGAAAAAGAAUGAGCGUCCCAAUUAUCACUCAGCAACCUCCCACCCCUGGACUGUCUAGUUCCGUAUCUCAUAGCUCAAGCGUACAAGAACCAAUGUCGGCAAGUUCUGUUCUUGAACCACCUAUUCCUGCCUCGGGAGUGGCGUCUCUACCUGCUUUACCCUCAGCGUCCCAAACGGCGUCAACACCAACAUCAACGCAAUCACACUUACAAACUCAGCAGUCUCAAGCUCAAGAUCCCUCAUCGGUUCAGUCUCAAGUAUAUGUAGGAAGCGCGCCUUCUUCCCACGCGGGGCAGAGAGGACGAAGUGCGACAUAUACGGCGAAGAGUGCAGUAGCGGAUGUUGUGAGACGGUUCCAAGCCGAGAAGGAGAGAGAAACAUGAGGGAAAUGCAUGACGGACUUGACUAACGUUUAAUGCGGGGGGUUACGCUUGGCUUAAAUUGCGUGUUGUGCAUACAGUAAAUGUUUCGUUUCUUGUAUGGGGUAGCGAGAAGCGAUUAAAAUAGAAAUUAUGGGUAUCUGCUUCUUUUGAAAAUGGCAUUUUAUGAUUCCCUUCUCUUUUCGGUACUUGAUCAUUGUCCUCAAACUGCAUAAAUGACCCAGUCACAUAUUUCAUUCAAAAAAUGCAUCUUAUACAAGAUUUGACCUACC
Molecule: messenger RNA, 2618 nt
Organism: Cryptococcus deneoformans JEC21
Lineage: Eukaryota; Fungi; Basidiomycota; Tremellomycetes; Tremellales; Cryptococcaceae
Product: PH (pleckstrin homology) domain-containing protein, putative
Exons: 6
Coding region: 232-2349 (705 amino acids)
Source: RefSeq, a predicted model, not a curated record